AUGGAGCAGGACGCCGGAUUCAUCGCUGCCGUGGAAGAGGCCAAGCAGGGCGCCGCAGAGGGCGGCGUGCCCAUUGGCGCGUGCUUGGUUUCCAAGGACGGCAAGAUCUUGGGCCGAGGCCAUAACAUGCGUGUGCAGAAGGGCAGCGCCGUCCUGCAUGCUGAGAUGUCCGCUCUCGAGAACUCCGGCCGUCUCCCUGCUUCGGCCUACGAGGGCGCUACCAUGUACACCACCCUGUCCCCUUGCGACAUGUGCACCGGUGCCUGCAUUCUCUACAAGGUCAAGCGGGUUGUCAUUGGCGAGAACCAGAACUUCGUGGGCGGAGAAGAGCUCCUCCUCAACCGCGGCAAGGAGGUUGUCGUCCUGGAUAACCAGGAGUGCAAGGACUUCAUGGCCAAGUUUAUCAAGGAGAAGCCGGAGCUGUGGUAG
This is a messenger RNA of Penicillium canariense, 429 nucleotides long. RefSeq names its product cytosine deaminase. The record is from RefSeq and is a predicted model, not a curated record. Lineage: Eukaryota; Fungi; Ascomycota; Eurotiomycetes; Eurotiales; Aspergillaceae. The coding region runs from base 1 to 429 and encodes 142 amino acids. Gene Ontology annotation, cellular component: cytoplasm; nucleus. Gene Ontology annotation, molecular function: diaminohydroxyphosphoribosylaminopyrimidine deaminase activity. The transcript has 2 exons.